AAACGCAAGCUCUUUCUGUGGCGUGGACAUUACCGAAUGUCGCACCUCGCGAGCCCGAGUGCGCUGGGGCGCUACGUCGAGGACCGGCUGCGCCGUGGGCUCGAGCCCGUGCUCGAGGCCGGAUGGAUCGUGAGCCUCCUCGCGUAUGGCCACAAGCCGGAGCGCUUCCCAGACUUUGCCGAGGCCGCGCUGCAUGCAGCGAUCCGCGUGGCCGACAGCGGCGCCUUCCCGACGGUCGCCGCGUACUUGCGCCACGUCCACGAGGCGCAUGCGCUCACGAUGCCCAAGCGCGUGUGCGGCUACAUGUUUCAGCAGAACGAUAUCUCGUGGAGCUGCCGCGACUGCGAGAUGGACGAGACGUGCGUGCAGUGCCAGGCGUGCUUUGAGGCGUCCGACCACGACGGCCACCAAGUCUUCUUCCACCGGACGUCGCCGGGCGGCAUGUGCGACUGCGGCGACACGGAGGCGUGGCAGGUCCAUGGCAUGUGUCCGGCGCACCGCGUGCAGGCGAGCGAUGCGGACGUUGUCGAGACGCCGCUCGAGCUGCCGCCGCCAUUGACCGCCACGAUCCUCGACGUCUUGCGCGAGCUCAUUGUGUACAUGGUCGACGUCGCAGGUCGCGCGACCAACAACCACGACCCGACCAAGAUUGAGGCGCGGCUCAAGCCCAAGAAGCGCAAGCACACCGACGACGACGACCUCCCGACCUUGUAUCACGUGCGCAUCUCGAACGACGACGUGCACACGGACCAAGAUCUCACAGGAUCGCUCGUCGACAAGGGCUACUCGCUCGAGUUUGCCGAGCAGUUUACGCACUUAGUCGACGCCGACGGCGCCGCGCUCCUCAAGGAAAAAGUCCUCCUCCACGAAGCCCUGGCGCUCAUGCAGGCCAUGGAAGCGGAAGGCUGGCUCGCGUCGGUCGUCGACGACGACCAUCUCGCUCGCGAAGCCAUCGUUGUCCGUCUCUUCUCGUACAUCCACGGGCUCGCGCAGCUCUCGCCGACCUUGCAGCAGAUGCUCUUUGGCGUGCUCUUUGAGCCGCUUACGAGCAUCAACGACAAGGUCUACACCCACGUCUCGAGCGACAUGGAGCCGAUCGUCGAGCUCCUCACGGCGACGUCGGUGCUGCCCAAGGCGAUUGUGAUGGCGCUCCAUUCGGCGUACCUCCAUCUCAUGGGCGAUCGGACGCUCAAGUGGCAAUUCGCGCUCUUCUACGUCGAGGUCUACCAGCUGGUCAUGCGAGAGUACUUGUGCGGCGUCGGCACCAAAAACGAAGCCAUGUUUGGGCUCAGCGUGCAGAUCUUCACGACGCCGUCGAUCGUGCCGCAGCUCGUCGACGACAAGGGCCUCCUCUCGAUGCUGCUCCACGUGCUCGCCGAGGGCCUCGAGCUCACCAAGGUCGAUGACGACGAUCGACGACAUGGGCGCGUCAUCAAUUUGGACCACAUUGUGGUGCGAUUUACGCGGUACGAGCCCGUCAUCACGGACCUUGGGUUUGUGUUGCUCGUGCCGUCGGUCGCGCACGCCUUCCUCGAGCACCUCCCGACGUGGGCCCGCCUUCUUUAUGACGCGUCGCACCUGAACGCCCAGCUCCGAGUGCGCGAGUCGGAGCCGCACAUUGAACUCGAAGACAACAUGCCGUGGUACAAUGCGCUCCUGCUGCAUGUGAGCCUCGCGUCGGUCACGGAAAGCUUCUUCAAGGGGCUUCGCCUCGGCAAGCACGUGCUCGACAUCGAUGUCGCGGCGCUCAUCUGGGACGGCCUCUGGCCGGCGCUAACGGCGGCGCCGCUUCCGUACCAUACGAUCGGCCAGCAUCGAGUCGUGCAGUGUGACGUGGCCGCGGAGCCCGUGUCGCUGCACCACCCGCUGCACCAGGCGAUCGGUCUCUUUGUGCUCGAGCUGCUGGCGGUCGACACGAUCGACGUGAUCGCUUUUGCCCACGCCCGCGUGGGUCAUGUGGAUAAAUGGGACGUUCUGUUCGAGUUCCCGCUGCGCUCGCUCGUCUUGUCGGCGCAGAUUGCCAGUCAUCUCUGGGUGCGCAAUGGCCAAGAACUCAUGACACACGAAGUGACUAGCUACGCGGACCAAGCCUAUUACUUUCCCAACUUGACAGCACACGUGUCGUUUCGAGACGUGGACCUGACGCUGCUGCAAUUCGGCGUCGUUAUCCUCGGACCCGACGCCUUCUUGGCCCGCUUCUUGGACCGGUAUGGUCUCGCGUCGUAUCUCGCAUCACCGACAACACCUCGACUGUGGUCGAGUGAGAAGCAGACGCAGCUCGUCGCGCAGUCGCUGCUGCACUUGUUGUGGCUGCUCACCGAAGUGCCGCCGCCCGCGUCGCAAGGCGCCGAGAUCGGUCUCCGCCGCAAGCUCGUGCACUUGCUCUUGCACCAGCCGUGCAACUACUCGACGCUCCGCGACGAAGCGGCCAGUGUGUAUGCGUAUCCGCAGUACGACGCGCUGCCCGAAGACGCGCGCAACAAGCAGCUCCGGAGUGUCCUCGACGAGAUCGCCGAGAGCCAAUUGGCAGCGACCGACAGCAUCGCGCCCGCCAAGUAUGUGCUCAAGCACGCGGUGUAUCACGAGUACGACCCGGCGUGUCUGCAUCUGAGCGGGUCCCGGCACAUCAAGGCGCAGGAAGCUCGGCACGACGUCGUCUUCAAGAAUUGGCGUGACACGCCUGUGCCGCUCGUCGCCGCACUUCCGAUGCCCCAUGCGCAAAUGGCCCGCGUCCGCGACCUCGCCCUCACACCCGACUUGGUCGCCGUGCUCCGGCACUGCUUGCGCGACGCCCAGCUCGGCGGCGACGAGACCAUGCUGACGCGGACGGUGCACUUGCUCACGCUCCAGCUCCACGUUCUGAACGCGUCCUCGGAGCGUGACGCGGCGACGGCGGCUCUGGUGCCCGAGCUCACGAUGGCCGCAACACCGACCGACGCUCGCCUCGCGCUCCCUUUCCCGCCCGGCAACCAUGCCCCGUGCGGCGACGGCAGUCUCGUGCAGCUGCUGGCGGCGCAUGCGACGCGGCUGCGGGCCCUCGGCGAAGCGUCGCUGACGCCACUCUUGGCCGGUAUUCUCUACGUGCUCGCAGCGUAUGCGGCGAUGGACGAGGGGAUGGCGCGCUUCCUCGCCGCCGACGUCCUCCGUGUCGUGGCGCCAACAACGAGCAGCGGGCCCUUGGACGCCAAGGCGCGGCUCGCACUCCAAAAGCAAAAGCAGCAGCAGGCGAUGGCGGCGAUGCUGGCACGGCAGUCGCAGUUUGCGACCUCGCUGCUCGACGACGACGACGACGACGAGGCGGAUACCGAUCGGACGAAUGCGAUGCCGAUGGAGCAGCCGCCGCCCGAGUGCAUCAUCUGCGCUCACGUCAAGAAGGACGACCCUAUCAUGUUUAUCGGCCUUGCCCAGCGCAUUGGCCGGCCGCAGAGGAGUCAUGACGCGGCCAUCCACGUCCAGCUGUGUGGGCACGCAGUGCACCUCUCAUGCGUGGAGCAGUACCGAUGCACGAUGCGCCGCGAGACGGAUGCGUCGAUGCUCUCGGCGGUGGCCUUUGAUGCGGCGAGAGGCGAGUUCCUCUGCCCGCUCUGCAAGGCGCUGAGCAGCACGACGGUGCCGUUUGUGCCGCGACCGGCGCCAAGUACGUCCGGGCCGGCCAUGGAGGCCUUCUUCCAACGCGCGAGCAGUGUCGAGAGCGUCCUCGCGCACCUGCAGCAGCUCCCGUCGCGGCUUCGAUCGUCUGCGCCGCUGGCACCGCUGCCACCUGCGGCCCGCGAUGCCAUGCACGCGUAUGUGACGUCGCUGCAGAGGCCGCUCGAUUCGGCCGCGGCCACGGUUCUCGACACGGUCGCCGACGCAUUCGCAGCCGCCGAGACCCAAGGCCUCUCUGCGGCGCUGCUGCAUAUCGCGUAUGCCCCGACGGCGACGGCGACGCACCGGCUCGGCGUCGACUUGCCACCGGACGCCGACGGGUGCUUGGAUGCGCUGACGCCCCGGGACGACGCCAAGUUGGAAGCCCUUCGCCUCGUGCUGCAGCUGUUGCCAUCGCUUCUAGCCACCGACUACGUCGCCGCCGUUCCAGAUGCUCUCGCAAGAACGCUCGAAGGCGAUGUGCCCCACGCCGGCGCGCUCCCGGCUCUCUCAGCGCCGUUGCUGGCUCAAGACUUGUUUCCAUCGCUCCUUGUCGCGUGUGCGAUUAUACAGGACAAGGCAGAGAUCCUCUGGACGAUCCGGUCGUUCGCGGCGCUGCAGAUGGCCCAAGCCUUGGUCCAGACAACGACAGCGUGUGACGCGAUGACGCCUGACGGCGCGGUGACGUCCGUGGACGGCUGGCGCGCGUCGCUUGGCGGCUUUGAGACGACGGUCUUGACCUUUCUGCGGAAAGCAACCUUGCUCGCCCGCGCCAUCUUCCGCGGCCCCGAGGAUCCGGACGCGAGCUUGUACCUCAACUUUGUCUCGACCUUGCGCGGGUCGAGCUCGCUGCCGCGUCUGUGCCAGCAGCUCGGUGUGCCCCUUCCCGGCGACCUCUUUGGCGCCACGGCCUUUCGGAGCGUCUUGGCACCGCUCCUCGAAUCUGCGCAUGUGCCGGCGCUGCCGAUCAUGAUCGUGGGGAGUGUGCCGUGGGCGUGGCAUGUGCACAGCCCGCCGCUGCCGCAGAAGUACACGGACUUGUACGCGCUCCAUAGCGGCCACCGCUGCCCGAGUACGUCGCUAUCGAUGGAGACGACGGCGCUCUGCCUGCGCUGCGGCGUCGCAGUCUGCGCCGGCACCGACUGCUGCAAGGUCGACGGCCAAGGCGCCUGCUCGCGCCAUGUUGAGCACUGCGGCCACGGCAGCGGCGCCUUCUUCCUCCUCAAAGCGUGCAGCGUGCUGCUGGUGAGCAUGCAUGGCCGCGCCUGCUUCUUUACGUCGCCGUAUGUGGACGAGUACGGCGAAGAAGACAUUUACGUCAAGCGCGGGCGGCCGCUGCACCUGCGCUUCAAGCGGCUCGCGCUGCUCGUACAGCUCUUGGCCGGCCAUGGCAUCGCGCCCGAGGUGUCCAAGGUCCGUCGGACGUCCGAUCAGUACAUCCGCACCUAUUAUUAUUAAGCACAACGCGUCGC
This is a messenger RNA of Saprolegnia parasitica CBS 223.65, 5099 nucleotides long. RefSeq lists its product as hypothetical. Gene Ontology annotation, cellular component: ubiquitin ligase complex; cytoplasm. Bases 37 to 5085 code for a protein of 1682 amino acids. The transcript has 5 exons. The record is from RefSeq and is a predicted model, not a curated record. Lineage: Eukaryota; Oomycota; Saprolegniomycetes; Saprolegniales; Saprolegniaceae. Gene Ontology annotation, molecular function: zinc ion binding; ubiquitin protein ligase activity. Gene Ontology annotation, biological process: protein ubiquitination; ubiquitin-dependent protein catabolic process via the N-end rule pathway.